AUGACUGUUGAUAACUCGUUUGAGACCCUCUUUGCUGUUCCGCUGUCAUGUGACGGCUGUAUCAAGGCGGUUUCAGACUCUUUGUAUAAGCUCGGCGGUAUCAACAAUGUUGAAGGCAACUUGAAGGACCAGUUGAUAUCAGUCAAGGGCUCUGCUGCUCCUUCGGCUAUCGUGGAAGCUAUCCAGGCAACUGGUAGAGACGCUAUCUUGCGUGGAUCAGGAGCCUCAGAUAGUGCCGCUGUUAGUAUCCUCGAGACAUUCGAAGAUCCCGUUGAUGGCUGGUAUGAAGAGCCAAGCCGAGAUGUGAGAGGAUUGGCGAGAAUGGUGCAAGUCAGCUCAGGGCGAACACUUGUCGACCUAACUAUCCGUGGUGUAUCGCCAGGAACUUAUCGAGCUUCAGUCCGCGCAUACGGAGAUUUAAAGAAUGGCGCAGCCUCAACAGGACCGGUCUGGUCAGGAGAUGAUGGCAUACUCCGAGGUGACCUCGGUCUUGUCGAAGUUGGCAAAGAUGGCCGGGGAGCAAUAUUCGUGGACCAUGCUUUCCAAAUCUGGGAGGUUAUUGGACAUGCUAUGGUUUUGACAAAGCAAGAAGAAAAGAACGAGUCACUGAAGAACGACAAGGACACAGUUGUCGGCAUCAUCGCACGAAGCGCCGGCAUGUGGGACAAUGACAAGACAGUGUGUUCCUGCACAGGCAAAACGCUCUGGGAGGAACGUAAGGAUGAGGUUGAGAAGGGAAUGUUGUGA
This is a messenger RNA of Fusarium sp. VM40, 747 nucleotides long. Lineage: Eukaryota; Fungi; Ascomycota; Sordariomycetes; Hypocreales; Nectriaceae. The record is from the annotation of a GenBank genome assembly.